Molecule: messenger RNA, 750 nt
Organism: Fusarium odoratissimum NRRL 54006
Lineage: Eukaryota; Fungi; Ascomycota; Sordariomycetes; Hypocreales; Nectriaceae
Exons: 2
Coding region: 1-750 (249 amino acids)
Source: RefSeq, a predicted model, not a curated record
AUGGCCAAAAGCUCAGGUGUAAUUAUCAUCCCGGCUAUCUCGGGUUCAAGUGCUCCAUCUGAUCUCGUGGCGUGGCUGAUCGCAGGUUAUCUUCGAAAGCAAGGCCUACAUGCAGCAUCUGAAAUCGUGAGCUCUGGAAAGCUCAGCAUGCUUAGGACGCAAGGUGGUUCCCUACAUACUGUUCUUGACGUGGCCGAGACUUAUGGGAUCGGUGGUUGGUUGACUUCUGACACCUCGGUCUUGUUGCCAGAUCCCAAACAUGUGGUCAAGAAGAACAAGGGACUGAUGGGUCAUCAUUAUGACCAACAUCUUGAGCAUCUGGCAACAUCUUUUGUCGCCCCAGCCACUGGCCUCAUAUCUGCACUACUCAUGCACAUCGUCACAAAACUGGGUAUUUUCUUGCUUGCAGUGCCCUGGUUCAGAUCCUUCGUCCGUGGCAAGUCAUUCGAUCGAGGAUCUGGACCCGACAGAGACGGAAGCCGCAAGAUCGAGAGCGCGGAAUGGAAAGCAGUUGGUUACGUGACUGGCAAGGAAGAGCCAGUGGCGUUUGCAAAGUUCAGCUACAAGGGAGCACUGGUUGACAUGGCGGUAGUUUUAGCCGUGGAGGCUGCAGCGACAAUUAAUCAGAUGAACAAGUCUGAGGCUACUGGUGCAGGACUAUUGACGCCAUCAACGUUGGGUUACACAUUUGUGGACCGACUUCGGGCAGCAGGUUUUGAUCUCACGGUCGAUGGGCUUGAAACUCAUUGA